Gossypium raimondii (Peruvian cotton) is the source of this 3730-nucleotide messenger RNA. RefSeq names its product SAC3 family protein A. Gene Ontology annotation, cellular component: nucleus. The record is from RefSeq and is a predicted model, not a curated record. Bases 277 to 3318 code for a protein of 1013 amino acids. The transcript is spliced from 14 exons. NCBI's taxonomy places the organism in Eukaryota, Viridiplantae, Streptophyta, Magnoliopsida, Malvales, Malvaceae.
AUUCUCUUUCUCCUUUGUCUGUCGUUUCUUCUCGCUCGUGGGGUUUCUUUCCUUUUUUUUUUUAAUUCAAAUUUUCUCUAUAUUCUCUGCUCUAUGUUGUUUUAUUCUUUUUACUUGAUGAAAUCUUAUAUUCAAAUUUUUGGCAUAUAAAAAUUUCCGUUUUUUUGUUGUUUUUUCCUUUCUGGGUUUUGUCCUUCGAUCUCAAAACUUUGUUAUUUGCUGUUAAAUACGUCCUCUCACAUCGAUUCCGAGGGUUUUUUAAGGGAUGAUGAUGAAAUGAUGAAUCAAGCUACUAAUACACAAACGUUAGCUUCAGUUGACCCGAACGCUGUUGAGAACCGGUAUGUUGUUAAUGCAAAUCAAGGGCAGACGUCUUUAUAUGUUCCCUCAACAACUGGUUCAGAAGCUGCAUCAUGGAACAUGUAUAGGGUAGAAAACCACCCUGCAGAAAGUGGAAGUUUUUCAAAUUCCACUUACCACCAUGUGCAGCACAGCGAGCCAUCUUCGAGAACCGUUCAGGAUGGGUCUAAUGCAACAUCUCUUGCCACUUCAUCGAGCUUAGGAGCAGCAAAUACACAACCAGACUAUGGUGGCUAUACUUCAUACUCAAAUUCUGCUGGUACUUAUUCACAUGGGAGCGCAGGUUACCAAGGUUACUAUAGUGGUUAUCAGCAACAACCUAACCCCUCAUACUCUCAGCCAGUAGGAGCAUAUCAAAACACAGGUGCUCCAUAUCAGCCUAUUUCCUCAUUUCAGAAUACAGGGUCUUAUGCUGGGCCUACAAGUUAUUCAAGCACUUACUACAAUCCUGGUGAUUAUCAGACAGCUGGAGGUUACCCAAGCAGCAGUUACACUCAUCAGACUACCACAUGGAAUGGGAGCAAUUAUGCAAAUUAUACUACUCAGCAGUAUUCAAACUACACUCAAGAUUCAAGUGGGGCUUAUGCCGCUGGUAAUGCAGGUGCAAAUUCUUUGCAUUAUCAGCAGCAUUACAAGCAAUGGGCUGAUUAUUACAAUCAAACGGAAGUUAGUUGUGCCCCUGGAACAGAAAAUUUGUCUGUUGUUAGUACAUCCACUCAACUGCCUCAGGUGUCUCAGGUUCCUGGUGUUAGUGGUGGAUAUCCCACUUCAAACAGCCAAGCCCCGACAACUUUUGCUCCACCUUGGAGGCCAGAGUCCAGUUCAUCUCAAACACCAUUGUUGCAGCCUGGUGCAACUGUCACUGGUGCUUAUGAUAGUUACCGCACACAUGGGGCUCCAAGUUUUCAAAAUCAGCAUCCUAGUCCUGUACAGCCACAUUUUGUGAAGCCUUUGGAAUCCAAAUCUUCAUAUGGUAACUUUCAGGAACAGCAAAAAACUGCUUGCCCUCAACUUCCCAAUUUACAGUAUCCUGUGGCUCAGCAGGCACCUCAAAAUUACCAACCACCUACGCAAACCGUUCAAUCAUUAGAGACACAAAGGGUAAGCAAACUACAGAUUCAAACAAAUCCCAGAAUUGCCUCUAAUUUGCCAUUAGGUUUACCAAAAUUGGACAAAGAGGGCCCCAACAACAAUGCAAUAGCAAAACCUGCUUAUAUAAGCGUUUCCCUGCCAAAAUCCAGUGAAAAAGUGUUGUCCAAUGAUGCAGCUGAUACCGUACUUAAGGCUGGUGUGUUCCCAAAAUCAUUAAAGAGUUAUGUUCAAAGGGCGUUGGCUCUAUGUAAGGAUGAAAAGCAAUCGGCAGCAUGCCAGGAAAUCAUGAAGGAGAUAAUUACCAAGGCAACUAGUGAUGGAACAAUUCAUACACGAGACUGGGAUGCCGAGCCUCUCUUUCCAAUACCAAAUACAGAUAUGACUGAUAAGAACAAUUCACAGAAUCCAACCCCUGUUUCUUUAUUUUCAAAGUACAAGAAGAGUCCAACUAGACGGACCAAGAGCAGGUGGGAGCCUUUAGAGGAGAAAUCAGUUGACAAAUUGGGUUCUCUCAACAAUUAUGCUGCAAAAUAUAGUAGCCGAGUUCCUCUUGAUGAAAAGGACAGAAAGCCCAUAGGAGCAAGUUCUGAGGGGAAGACUGAUGUUAUGAAAAAGAUUAGGUUUCCACAGAUGGAGCAGAAAUCUGCUAGUAAAACUAUUCAAAGACAAGCAAAGAGGCAGCGUCUUGCAGAUGCUAGUGCUGCUGAUAAUGGUGAUGCAUCUAGUGAUAGUGACAAGGAACAAAAUUUAACAGCAUAUUAUUCUGGUGCUAUUGCACUAGCUAAUACCCCAGAGGAAAGAAAGAGACGGGAAAAUCGUUCUAAGCGUUUUGAGAAAGUGCAAGGAAAUCGAGCAGAAAGUAAUCACUUUAAGGCCAAAAAUGCGGGCACUGGAAAUCUAUAUGCUAGAAGGACUACUGCUUUGGUGCUUAGCAAGAGUUUUGAAGAUGGUGGCAACAGGGCUGUUGAAGACAUUGACUGGGAUGCACUAACUGUGAGAGGAACAUGCCAGGAAAUAGAGAAACGAUACUUGCGUCUUACUUCUGCUCCAGAUCCCUCCACUGUAAGACCAGAAGAAGUUCUGGAAAAAGCUCUGCUUAUGGUUCAAAAUUCCCAAAAGAACUACCUUUAUAAGUGUGAUCAAUUGAAGUCUAUUCGCCAAGACUUAACUGUCCAAAGAAUUCGUAACCAUCUAACAGUAAAGGUUUAUGAAGCUCAUGCUCGAUUUGCUUUGGAAGUUGGGGACCUGCCUGAGUAUAAUCAGUGCCAAUCACAGCUGAAAAUCCUUUAUGCUGAAGGAAUCAAGGGUUGCCAUAUGGAGUUUGCUGCUUAUAAUUUACUUUGUGUUAUAAUGCACUCAAAUAACAACAGAGAUCUUUUAUCAUCAAUGUCACGGUUAUCUGCUGAAGCAAAGAAGGAUCAAGCUGUUCAGCAUGCACUUGCAGUUCGCGCAGCAGUGACUUCAGGAAAUUACGUCUUGUUCUUUAGAUUAUACAAAACGGCGCCUAACUUGAACUCCUGCCUUAUGGAUCUUUAUGUUGAGAAAAUGAGAUAUAAGGCUGUAAGCUGUAUGUCUCGUUCUUAUCGUCCUCAAGUACCGGUUUCGUACAUUGCUCAGGUGCUGGGCUUCAGCAAUGGUGUGCUUACAAAUGAAGGAAGUGAUGAGAAAGAGUCGGAUGGAUUGGAGGACUGUGUUGACUGGUUAAAGGCACACGGUGCAUGCCUUGUUGUGGAUAGUAACGGAGAGAUGCAGCUUGAUGCUAAGGCAUCAUCUUCGACUAUCUACAUGCCGGACCCUGAAGAUGCUGUGGCCCAUGGCGAUUCCAGUCUGGCAGUUAACGAUUUUCUGACACGGACAUCAUCAUAGCCUUGUACUCCUUUUUAAAAGUGUAUUCGAAAGCAUUAGUAAGACGAUGAAGUGUGAAGCAUUUGCCAAAUCGCUAUCAGAGAAAGAGUGGGAACAUUUUGUUUAAGGCGUGGCAAAAUCCGAAAGACCCAACAUCUGACGACGUUUCUUGUACCCUAAGAAAGAGUAUGAUCCCAUUUGUAUACCAUGAAAAACUAAUUCAAAAAGAACUCAAAAUCCUCUCAGAAACGGGUUGCUAAGAUGGCAGAUUGAGAGAGAGUCGGUUGAGUUAGGCAAGUAGCAAUGUAGUUUCUUUUUAUUGAGGUUUGUUUUCUGAAAACAUAUAUAGAUUCAUUCUUUGUUGGUGAAAAGACCGAACAUAGAUGUAUUUCAGGAAGAUGAUAAUAAGGAAAAUUAGUCUCCCUGUUUGAUA